UCAGAAGGUCUCACCAGUCCUGGGAGCCAUGGCUCCAAUUAUCCCCUUCCGAGCGCUACUGUUGGUCUUGGUGGCAGUCCCGUCGUUUCAACAGGCGAGUGCGUUUAGCACACCUCCACCGACGACGAGUACACCCGAUAUGACGACGACUACACCUGAUAUGUCGACGAUUACACCUCCUCAUCCGACGACAACUACACUUCACACUUCUUUCGCUGAUGUAAUUCCAAUAGACAACGACCUGUUUUAUCCAUACGGACCAAACGAGGGUGAUACGGCUAACCCAGCGAAUGAUGAUGGAGGAUCUGACAUCAUUGGCAUCUCAUUUUCUUUCCCAUAUUUCAACCAUUUGCACGACUCACUAUGGGUAAACACCAAUGGAGUGAUAUCAUUCCUGGGUCAGAUAGCCCAGUAUACCCCUGACUCCUUCCCACUGGGAGAUGGCAGGCGUUUGAUAACUCCUUUCUGGGGUGAUGUGGACACGAGGAACGGAGGAUUUGUGAUGUACCGCGAAACAACCGACCCUAACAUCCUCGCACGCGCCACUACUGACAUCAGACUCACUUUCCCAUACCUUCCCAACUUCCAAGCUGCAUGGGCAUUCGUGGCGACAUGGCACGAAGUGGCUUACUUUGGAUCCGGAAGCGAGAAGAGAAACACCUUCCAGGCAGUUCUGGUUUCUAACGGAAGACAGAGCUUUACCAUUUUCAACUACGGCAACAUCACAUGGACAACGGGGACAGCCAGUGGCGGGGAUGAACUCACAGGCUUAGGAGGAACACCUGCACAGGUUGGUUUCAAUGCUGGAGACGGCAUAGUAUACUACUCCGUCAAUGGAUCUCAAACGGACGCCAUCGUUGACGUCGAGACAACAUCAAACGUCAACCUUCCGGGUCGCUGGAUCUUCCGGAUCGACAGCUACAUCGAAGAGGGCGGAUGCAAUGCUGAUGCGUCAAUCAGGCUAUGUCCCUUCUUUGGGACCAUGUUGGGUGGGACAAAGGUUGGAAUAUCAGGGCCCUGCUUUGACGAAUAUAUGGACAUCCGAUGCAAGUUUGGGGCUAAUGAUCCGGUGCCAGGAUGGGUUGAAAGCGACACGACGGCAGCCUGCAUUUCCCCCUUCCUGUCUAACCCUGGCCGGGUUCCCCUCAUGGUGUCCACGGAUGGUGGAAAUACGUACGACUACUGGGCUAUGUACACUUCAGUUCAUCCCGACAGACUUUUGCCACAAUUGAGAACCACCGAAAAUGCUGCCGAUGAGACCAUAACCAUUGAAUGGCAGCUUUCCUCCGUUGACGGGAACACAGUCAAUGUGUACCUAUACGGAUUCGAUGAAACGGCUGGGACCUGGGAUGUCGUAGCACAGUUGGGUUCUGAUGUCCCCAACACGGGCAGUUACACCCUGUCUAUCGCAGAUGGGUGGAUACCAGAGGAUGUUGCAACCGGCGCUCUGUCUAUAUCUCCUGGAAACGGAGGGACCGGCAUGCUGCUGUAUGGAGGAAUAGCUACAUACGUUAGUGUCAGAGCAACAGCAGCAGCUUCGUGCGAUGCAUGGUGCUUAGCCGAUAGUCUCCUUCCUGACUUCGUGGAACAACUGUCAAGGGAAAUCCCAUGUCCGGCUACCUUAAACCAAGCCCGGGGAGAUGUAGGUAACUUUGAGGCGGACGAGGCGUGUCUCAGGGUGCUGGACAGCAGUGCUGCUACAAACAAGAUGGCAGCCUGUUGUUGGAUGGGCCUGGAAGAGGGACACCAGAUAGGGUACACUCAGAUUCACCGCUGGGCAUGGUUCUGGGGUGAUCCUCACUUCGUUACCCUGAAUGGCGUUCCGUACACUUUCAACGGAGCUGGAGAAUUCGUCUUGCUGACUGUGAACAACGGAGAGUUUCUCGCGCAAGCUCGUAUGGAGCAGCUGUUUAGUGAUGGCUCACCUGUAGACGCCACCAUCUUCACUGCCCUGGCCAUGAAGGAAGGGUCAUCCGAAACCGUGCAGCUGCAGCUCAGUGAAGUUCGGACUAUGGAUGUUAUUGUUGAUGGCGAACUGAUGGACUUUCAGGAUCUAACCGUGCAAGAGUUUUCAGGGUUUACGGUGACCGUGGAAGAAGCCGCUGAGGCACAGAUUUCCUUCGACUCUGGCAUCGGUGUGAUAGUCAGUGCGAUGGAAGGCAUGCUCUCUAUCGCCAUGAAACUGCCAUUCCAGAUGAAAGGACAGACAUUGGGUUUGCUCGGGAAAUGGAAUGAAGAAGCCGAAGAUGAUCUGACUACCCCGAACGGAACAGUCGUGGCUGCUGACAGCAGCACGGAAGACAUACACUACUUGUUUGGACUGACUUGGAUGAUUGACGAAGCCGACUCUCUCUUCACGUAUGGACCGGGUGAAAGUUACGACAUCUUCAAGAACACAGAGUUCACUCCUACAUUUGAAUUGCCAUUAGCCUCAGCAGAAUUCCAGGCCCAGGCUGAGGAGGUGUGUGGUACUGACAACCAGGCCUGUCUGUUUGAUGUACUGACAACAGGGAGGCUGGCGGUUGCAAAUGUGUCCAUCAGAGCCAAACGGGAGUAUACGGAAGAGAUAGAAGAGUUGAUAACCUGUGGUCCACUGGACCCUCCCAAUGUUCCCGGAACUCUGAUCAUCCCCAGCUACUCGAUCGGCUCCGUUGCCACCUUCGAGUGUGAAGUGGGAGUCCUGGCCACGGCCUGGGAACGAGUCUGUCAACCAGGUGGCACCUGGAGCUACGCUCCGCCCCCAGUCUGUGAGGUGUGUGCCAGGCCCUACCAGGUCAGGUACGGGAUGUGUGUCCGAUUUGUACCACGACCGAUGAACUACCCAGCAGCAGUGGCAUACUGCCAGAAUGACCAAGCAGAGCUGCUACCCGUCCGGAACCCUGCGGUGAUCGAAGACGCGGACAGGCGUCUGCUGCGUCGUGGCCCAUGCACCCCUGGACUCUGGUCUGGUCUGACGGACGCCGAGACUGAGGGUACCUGGAUCUGGCAUGACGGGGUCGCCUACGUGUCUGGAAACAUCCCGGGCAACUCUGCCGCCGCGGACUGCGCAUAUUUGACUCGGCGGGCUGGUUUGGAACUGCGCGUUACGUCAUGUGAUAAUUCAAGGAAGACAUUUAUCUGCAAACGUUGAAAUUCUGGUUAAUUUGCCCCAAACUGAUCUUUGAAAGAAGCAUUUUGACCCUCUUUUAUAAACGUUCCAAACGCGAACGUUUCAUUGGCAUACACAACUAUUAAAUGUCGUAUCCACCAUAAACACCUACCACAACCCCUUUAGAAAUGAAGUUUGAAAUUGUCACUGUAAGUGCAUGAUGCUAUUCCUAGUACACAACUACCCAAAGCCUAACUUCUUUGCUAUACUAAGUGAAAUAUUAAGACAUUGUCAAAAUGCAUAUUUCUUCACAGACCCUUUUGACAAAAAAUGAAAAUUUUGGAAUUUACCAAUGCCAUUUAUUGCAAGGCUUUUCAAAACUCAGAUGUGACAAAUUUGAAUGGAAACAAAACAAAACAAAACAAACAAAAAUAAUCCAUUGUGCUCGAAUUGACCAAAGGCAGGGAGGGUGCUGCAUUAGCCCCAAAACUAUUCUGCUAUCUUAUGAUAAGUGAAAGGAUAGCAUUUAUUUAGCUACCACGAAUUUAUCAAUUUACCAAUUGAGUACUUUUGAAUAUUUCUUUUCGUUUCUUAUAACACUGUCAGUGUUAGCAAAACGAUAUCGGAUGCUAUCUUUUCGCCUUCUAGUUGUUUUAGAUCGACAUUUCGAAGCUACAGAUCCUAGUACUUCUGAAAUUAGACAGUGGUCAAUUUUCCUGCCUGCAAAAUUCCACACGUUUCUCAUGCAUAUAUUAGCUCGACAUGCGUGACUUUAAUUUUUGCUAGUAUGCAAAAGUAAAUGCCAUUACCAGCACAUUCUAGCCCUUGCGCCUAUCCAUACUCCUGUGUUUGCUAAUUCUGCGCGCUUUAUAUCUUCUUUUCUCACUAUUACUGAUUUCUGCUGACUUUCCGCUGAAGUUGAAGCUAAUACCUUUCUUCAUUUUAAAUGUAUCCAUAUAGCCGGCCAUAUAACCAUAUUAUCCAUAAAACCACAUUAUUCAUAUAACGAUAAUAUUAUUUAAAUAACAUAAAAGGUGGCAUAGUCAAAGGGCAACUGGUGCACAAGCAGGACUUGGGAAAUGUGGCUCAGGACAAUUUUGAGUAUCACACUAGCAUCAGAAUAUCUACCUGAACCUUGAUAAAAGACCAGUUAAUUCAUGGCUGAAAUCAUAAUUAAAGGAGUACUAACCUCCAGAAGGAGGUGCUAUAUUUUGACAGGCAUUU
Branchiostoma belcheri (Belcher's lancelet) is the source of this 4312-nucleotide messenger RNA. Its product is annotated as sushi domain-containing protein 2-like. The record is from RefSeq and is a predicted model, not a curated record. The coding region runs from base 29 to 3130 and encodes 1033 amino acids. The transcript has 19 exons. Gene Ontology annotation, biological process: cell-matrix adhesion. NCBI's taxonomy places the organism in Eukaryota, Metazoa, Chordata, Leptocardii, Amphioxiformes, Branchiostomatidae.